AUGGGUAAAUAUUGCAAAAUUUUGGUUCCCAGUCUGAAAAAUAUUUUUAUUUGUGUAUUAAUCAUAAAAUAUUUGUACCUCGGAGAUAAACGAAUUUUUCGGAGGAAGACUUAUCUUCACAACCUUCUAAGUUAUUCGAAGGAAGUUCCAUUUGAAACGGUAAAUGCUGGAGUGGAGUUCAAUUCGUUUGCCGAUAAUCUCAAGAAAAUGCCAGAAGCUCCCUACGUAAUUAUGUUUGAUUCCUCAAAUAUAGAUGUGUUGUAUAAUCAUAUAUGUAAUCUAAAAUUCAUUCCAAAUGCGUUAUCCCGAGUUGUGACAAUUGCUUUUGAUAAGGAUGCUCAUUUGAACCUUCAAGAUAAAUAUCCACAUAUUCCGAAUACUCUCAUUGAUUUGGCACCGUUAAAAGAAUCAUUAAAAUCAGUGGGUGAGAAUCAUGGAUAUUUGACUUACAGUCUGGUAUUGAUGGUUCGCGUUAAAAUAUGCGCUAGUUUGGCACAACGAGGUAUCAAUUUUUGGAUUUCACAGCAAGAUACAAUAUGGACUGAAAAUUUUCAAAUGCUAAAUAUAGAAGACAUGUAUCCAGAAGCUCAUUUAAUCAUGGAUAAAAUCGGAAACGAGUCACCUUAUUAUGAUAGACUAAGGAUGUGGGCAUGUGGAGCUACAUUUUUUGUGAGAGGAAGUCCUACAACUUAUCAGUAUUUUAAACAAGUUGAAUCAUACAUGUUUACAUAUCAAAGCCCGGACUCAUCAAUUAUGACAUAUUUUUGUGGUCAUAGUGGAUAUAAAUGCGAGUUUCUACCACAUUCAGUUGCUUCGUCUAGUAACUAUUUUGAAACAACACGAGAAUAUGUUCCUGCUUUGAUUCAACUUGAUGGCGAAAAGAAGUAUAAAGAAACAAAAAUGGAUACUUUGACAAGAGGAAAAUUCAAUUUCCAAUUCAAGAAUGGUACAUGCAAUGUGGAUGUUUAUAGGAAUGCAAAGGAAAAUGCAAAAACAGCUUAUUUGGAAGCAAUUGGACGAUGGCCGAUCAUUCCGGAAACACGAUUUGUACAAAUACAAUAUUUUCUUAAAACAUUGUUUAAUGUCGACCCAUUGAACAGAAAAGCUUUUAUGAAAUAUCAUUACGUUCUCAUGUAA
This is a messenger RNA of Caenorhabditis elegans, 1137 nucleotides long. It is a transcript of the gene F49C12.1, whose product is annotated as Nucleotide-diphospho-sugar transferase domain-containing protein. Bases 1 to 1137 code for a protein of 378 amino acids. The transcript is spliced from 7 exons. The record is from RefSeq and is marked reviewed. Lineage: Eukaryota; Metazoa; Nematoda; Chromadorea; Rhabditida; Rhabditidae.